AUAUAUUAAAUCUUGAACGAUAACUUUUGGCUUCACCACUACACUAAGCAUAACUUGUGUGAUGGAAUUUGAAAUUCUUGGCUUGGAGUUAGUAGAGAAUAUAUACUUUUCUUCUUUAGCAUUCUAUCAUCUUUUUAACUUUUUUAAGCUUUAAAUAGUGAAUUCCAUCAUAACAAUAUUAUUCAUCUCUCAAUUCCAAAUAUUAGUUUCCAUACACACUUGUUCUUUUCAACCCUAAAGAUGGCUGAUGCCUUUGUGUCAUUGGCAGUUCAAAAAUUGGGUGAUUUCCUAAUACAACAAGUUUCACUGAGAAUAAGUCUGAGAGAAGAAGUUACAUGGCUGAGAAAUGAGUUACUCUUCAUACACUCAUUCCUCAAAGAUGCAGAAAUAAAGCAAUGUGUAGAUCAUAGAGUUCAGCAAUGGGUGUUUGAAAUCAACACUAUUGCUAAUGAUGCUGUUGCUAUACUCGAGAGUUACACGUUCCAGGCUGAUGACGAUGAAUUUCCUAGUCGUCUCAAAGCUUGCGUUUGCAUAUAUAGGAAGGAGAAGAAAUUAUACAAUGUGGCAGAGGAGAUUCAAUCACUCAAACAGCGAAUCAUAGAUAUCUCUCGUAAACGAGAGACAUAUGGUAUUACGAAUAUCAAUUUAGGAGAUCAAGGGCCAAGUAACCAGGUUACAACAUUGAGGAGAACUACCUCGUAUAUAGAUGAUGAUCACAUUUUUGUUGGCUUUCAGGAUGUUGUACAAACAUUGCUAGCUCAACUUCUCAAAGCAGAGCCUCGUCGAACCGUCCUCUCCAUUUAUGGAAUGGGGGGAUUAGGCAAGACCACUCUUGCAAGAAACCUCUACAAAAAUCCUAAUAUAGCCUCUCGCUUCCCUACACAGGCUUGGAUAUGUGUUUCUCAAGAGUACAACAAAAUGGAUCUUCUUAAGACUAUCAUAAAAUCCAUCCAAGGUCGCACCAUGGGAACUCUAGGAUUGUUGGAAAAGAUGGAUGAAAGAGAUCUAGAAAACCACCUUCGUGAUCUAUUGAAAGAACGCAAAUACCUUGUGGUGGUUGAUGAUGUAUGGCAGAGAGAAGCAUGGGAGAGUUUGAAAAGAGCAUUCCCGGAUGGCAAGAAUGGCAGCAGAGUCAUUAUUACCACGCGCAAAGAGGAUGUCGCUGAAAGAGCAGCCGACAGAGGUUUUGUUCAUAAACUUCGUUUCCUAAGUCAAGAAGAAAGUUGGGAUCUCUUUCUUAGGAAACUACUUGAUGUUCGAGCAAUGGUUGCAGAAAUGGAAAGUCUAGCUAAGGAUAUGGUGGAAAAGUGUAGAGGCUUACCUCUUGCAAUUGUUGUAUUGAGCGGACUACUUUCGCAUAAAAAAGAGCUAGAUGAAUGGCAAAAGGUGAAAGAUCACCUUUGGAAGAGCAUUAAAGAAGAUAAAUCUUUUGAAAUCUCCAACAUACUAUCAUUAAGCUACAAUGAUUUGUCAAUUGAGCUCAAGCAGUGUUUUCUCUACUUUGGUAUGUUUCCAGAAGAUCGAGUGGUCAAGGCUGAAAACACAAUAUGGUUGUGGAUGGCCGAGGGUUUCAUACCAAGAGGAGAAGAAAGAAUGGAGGAUGUCGCUGAAGGCUUCUUGAAUGAGCUGAUACGACGAAGCUUGGUUCAAGUGGCUAAAACAUUUUGGGGAAAAGUUACUGAAUGUAGGGUUCAUGAUUUACUCCAUGAUCUUGUGAUACAAAAGGCAUUGGAGGUAAACUUUUUUGACAUUUAUGAUCCAAAACGCCACUCCAUAUCCUCUUUAUCUAUCAGACAUGUCAUUCAUAGUCAAGGAGAAAGGUACCCCUCACUUGAUCUUUCUAACUUAAAGUUGAGGUCAAUUAUGGUCUUCGAUCCAGAUUUUCGUAAGUUGAGGUCAGUUCUGUUCCAACAUCUAUAUGUGUUGCACUUGGAUAUGCAUGUUGGGAAUAGGCCUAUAGUACCUGAUGCCAUAGGGAGUUUGUACCACCUCAAGUUUUUAAGAUUGAGAGGUAUCCGUCGUCUUCCCUCUUCCAUUGGCAACCUCAAGAACUUACAAACACUUUGUGUCAAUGAGGGCGGACAGUUUAACCAACUACCCCUCAAGACAGCUGAACUAAUAAAUUUAAGACAUUUAGUUGCUUCGUAUUCAGAACCUCUGGUACAUAUAAGCAAACUCACUAGUCUUCAAGUUCUUCAAGGUGUUUGUUGUGAUCAGUGGAAAGAUGCAGACCCUAUUGAUUUAGUCAAUCUUCGGGAGUUAGACAUGUAUGAUAUUAAGAAAUUUUAUUCCCUAAACAACAUUAGCAGCUUGAAAAACCUAAGCACUCUCACAUUGCAUUGUUCAAAUAUGGAAUCAUUACCAUCUCUUGAAUUUGUCAACUGUUGUGAAAAACUCCAGAAAUUGUGUUUAGAUGGGGGAAUAGAGAAACUACCUCUGUUUCCAAAUUCCAUCACAAUGAUAGCUCUUUGGAACUCAGCAUUGAGAGAAGAUCCGAUGCCUAUUCUGGGAAUGCUGCCAAACCUAAAGAAUCUCCAAUUGUUUAGAGCUUACGAAGGAAAGGAAAUAAUGUGCAGUGAUAACAGCUUCAUUCGAUUAGAGUUCCUUAUUCUUGAUUAUCUUUGGAACCUAGAAAGAUGGGAUUUAGCCACAAGUGCAAUGCCUCUCAUUAAAGAUCUUCUUAUCCAUCGUUGUUCAAAGCUGAAGGAGAUUCCAGAGAGAAUGAAAGACGUGAAGCAUUUCAAACAUAUAUCUCAUAUGAAGUCUUAUUCUUGAUAAUAGAAAAGGAGAUGAAGUUGUCACUCGAAGAUGAAGAUGUGUUGUCCAAGCAUCAAUCAAGUUUCCAUCACUUCACUGAUUUUGUGAUUCUUUUUUUUAAGUGUGGAAUUGGUUGUAAGAGAUUUUUUGUAUGCAAAAAUGAUUUUGUGAUUAUUUAA
Messenger RNA from Solanum pennellii, 2936 nucleotides. RefSeq names its product disease resistance protein RPP13-like. The record is from RefSeq and is a predicted model, not a curated record. Lineage: Eukaryota; Viridiplantae; Streptophyta; Magnoliopsida; Solanales; Solanaceae. Gene Ontology annotation, molecular function: ADP binding. The transcript is spliced from 2 exons. Bases 241 to 2775 code for a protein of 844 amino acids. Gene Ontology annotation, biological process: defense response to other organism.